Diversispora eburnea is the source of this 321-nucleotide messenger RNA. NCBI's taxonomy places the organism in Eukaryota, Fungi, Glomeromycota, Glomeromycetes, Diversisporales, Diversisporaceae. The record is from the annotation of a GenBank genome assembly.
AUGGAAAGAAAAAUACGAACCACAUUGUCAAGACCCAAGGGAAUGUCAAAAAAAAAUGGAAAUGCCCGCAUGUUUAGUAAGGUGAGCUGGGAUGUUCAACCGAAUGGAAAUGUCAAUCCAGAGGGUGGAAGCAGAGCACUUGGCAAUUCUGAUUGUGAGUUUCCUCCUAUUCAAGAGCCACAUGAACAAAAUCCUGAAGUAUGGUCCAAGGCCAGAAAACCAAAGGAAAAACGUUAUACAGAGUGUUCGGCAGUUGGGAAUGCGGUAAAAGACAUGAAUGGGACAGCUCCUAUACUUGGAUAUCACUCCGAAAGUAUGUAG